CAGCUUGAGCGAGGAAAGUUCCAGAAGUUGGUCAACAGAUAAGCACUUCACGAUGGACAGCAGCUUGUCCGAGGACUUUGAACAUGAAGCACGACAGAACUACUGGACUGAUGAAGACGUGAAAGAAGAAGCUGGAAUGUCAGAAGCUGCAUUUAAGGAUGAAGAUGGAUUUCUUGCUGAUUGUUCUGUGGAUAUGGAUGACCCAGAUUGGGAUUUAAGCCUAGGGUCUGGAGAUGUGGAGUUUGAUGAGAGGCAGAGAAGCAACAUAGACAGCACUCGGAUGUUCAAGCUGAGAAGGGACCUGGACCAACUGGACCAUUUUUACAAACAGAAGGAGCUUAAUGUGUUAAAAGCCAGAGAGGAACUGAAAGCCUGUCGUCUUCAUGUGACUGAGCUAGAAAAACAGAGAGACAACUUACAAAAUGACAUAGAAAAGAAGAAGCAGGCAGGGAACAGCGCAGCCGUAUUCCGCCUACGCGCCCAACACAAGUGUGUCUGUGCCGAACUUCAAGCAGAGGAGGAGCUGGAGGCUCAUCUAUCCAUGGUCCUGCAAGAGCACGAACUGGAGCUUUGUCAAGUGGAGGUAGAACUUGGUCAGUACCUAGGUCUGCGUCAGGAGGUGGAAGAUGAAGAGAAGAAAUUUCAGGCCCUGAAACAGGAGAAGUACAAUGAAAGACUUAAAAGGGAGAAGAACAUCGCUAAGGGAGCCAAGCAGAAAGCACUGCGUGCCAAAAAUGAGCAGGAAAAAGCUUUACAAGAGCAAGCAGCGCUUGACCUAAAGAAGCAAGAGCAGAUCCGGGCAAGUCAACAGAAAGCAGUGUUCUUCCUGAAACAGACUCUCAAGAGAAUGCGUGAAAAAGAGGAAGAGAGAGAAAUGAUAAGAAAGGAGCUGAUGAAGAAGAGGAGAGAAGCUGCAAAAUCACUGAGGGCCAAUAUAGAAGCCAGUCAGGAGGCUCUGCGUGUGAGAAAGCUUAAAGAUAAAGCCUGCUUGGAGAAGCAGAAAGAGGAUGAAAAUUGCCAAAAACGUUUGCUCCUAGAAGCAGGAAUGGACAGCAAGAAGCUUAUCCACCUGCACAAAGCACAGGAGAGCUUCUACAGAAAGCAGGAGGAAUUCCUGGAUAGGCAGAAAGCCAGACGGAUGGAGAUAGCCUCCAAACUGCGGCUGGAAGAAGAGCACAAGGAGAGACUGAAAAAACGUCAAUCGCUUCUCAAACAUCCACCAGCACGUGUGACUCAGAGCAUGGUGCUGAAGCGACGUGAGCAAAGACUGAACUUACUGCCUCUACCAGCACACUUAGAGGAAGAGAUAAUUCAGAAUAGGCUCCCAUCCCGCCCUGCGUCUUCUCCUGCAAGCUCUAAAAGUGACAUCAGCACCUCUCUGGAUUGCAUGGAGAAGCAAGGCAGGAGAACAAGGACUGAGGCAGACUUGUUAAUUGAAAAAGAAGGAAAAGAAGACCAAGAGUGUCUGGUCCAACCUGAGUUCAGCGGGCUUUGGAAUCGCAAGCAUGCUAUGAAGCCUGAUAAAGACAUUUCUCUCAAAUCAUCUCUGUCGCGAUCCCUAAAGACAGGCGCGGACAAAACUUUGACUUCCAAAACAACCAAGAAACCCACAAGUGGCAAAGUGCGGAAAGGUCCACCAUUUGCCAGCAAACCAGAAACAGUUGUAUUUAAGGAUUUUGACCUUGAAAAGACAUAUAAGAGAAAGGUUGUACUUACAAACAUCUCUAAUGUCACAAAUUACUGCAGGCUUGUGGGAGUUUCACAGAACCUCACAGAUUUCAUAUCUGUAAGUUUUGAGCCUCCAGGAUCAAUGUCAGCAGGCAUGGCAUGUGAACUAGAGGCCAUUUUUAGACCAUUGAUAAAUGAAGAUUUGGAUGGUGAGAUCCAGUUUCAGUCAGCUGCCGGCCCCUUUUCUGUCAUAAUCAAGUGCAGAACAAAAAGAUGUGAGAUGGUUGUUGAUAGCAGCCUCAUUGACUUUGGCACGCAUGUGGUCGGGGAGACAAUUUCACGGGUAAUCACCCUGACCAACAGGGGGGCACUGGGUACUCGCUAUUCACUGGCUCCCCUCUCCACAAACAGCCUUCAGUUGCCUAGUCUCUCGCAGCAUUCCUCAACUGGCGAACAGGAGCCUGUUGAGAGCAGGAGCGUGAAGGAUGCUGCUUUAUGUCAUGAAAAUUCCAACUGCAUUACACAGAUGGAACUGAAAUCAGGAACAUCCCUUACCAGCUGUGACACAUCUGUAGGUGUUGAGGCUUCAGGAGCUGAUGCUUUGGAGCAGGAUAAGGUCACAGAGGUUGAGCAGGGCCAUGACCAUGAGAUCACUGAAAUUAGCGUUGGCAAAGUACUUGAGGGUGAGGUGGGCCCAUUCGCUAGUGUCAAACUGCCCAUCAUUUUUACACCGACCAUCCCAGGAGAAACUAAGCUAGAUAUUAAGAUCACAUUUUCACAACCCAACUGUGAAGCGUUAGUGGUGUCAGCCUACGGUGUGGCUGAGUGCGUUCCUGUGUGGGUGACCAAGCCGAGCAUGGACCUAAAGAUCUGCAUGUAUGAUCGUCUUUACCAAGACAGCAUUGAAGUGCAAAGCAGGGCCAGCACAGCACUCAGAUUGACAUUUGAAGUGUGUAAGGAGCUGAAGAAUCACCUGGACAUACUGCCUAAAACUGGUUAUGUUCAAGCAAAGUCCAACUUUCGAGCCCAGCUCAAAUUCCUGCCCAGAUGUAGCCUGCCAGAGGACGCCAAGUCCUUCUUUGACCAGGACACGGGAGUCCUGGAGGUACCUCUGAAUAUACAGGUGGCUGAUCAGGUAAAGCCUGUUCUCUUCACUGUCCAUGCGAUUGUGACCACUUCUGAUUUGACGUUUGACCAUACCAAGGUGGAUUUUGGCCACUGCACCGUUUUCGAGUCUGUUCAGACCACCGUACGUCUCAACAACCUCUCUUUAUUGCCACAGGACUUCGGUUUUGUGGGCAUUCCCAAGUUCAUUGAUAUUCAGCCUAAUGAUGGUUUUGGCACGCUGCUCCCUCAGCAGACGUUGGAAAUUGAUCUGAUCUUCAGUGCUCCCAAACCAGGCGAUUACAACUUUCAAAUCACCUGCAAGUCAGGAAUUAACAGAGACUUUGUGUUGCCAUGCCAUGCAAUCGGGGUGCGCCCCGUGCUGGAGCUCUCUAAUUCACUGGUGCGGUUUGGAGCCACAGCAGUAGGAGAUCGGUCCAUAGCUGUGCUUCACAUACUGAACUCUCACACUAGCCUCAAUGAUUUUACAGGCCCAAUGCCUAGAAUUGGCAAGGGCCCUGUCUCUCCUGUGGGUGCCAGAUUCUUCACAUUCACUCCUCCAGAAAACUCUGAAAUUACACUGACCCCCACUACAGGACGUGUGCUACCUGGAGAGAGGUGUCUGGUUCAAGUUACGUUUAGCCCAUUUCUGUCUGAUGCCAUCAUCAAGGCCAAGGCUGCUCAGCUGCUAUCUCAGAAGGAGGAGCUACAGAACCAAAAUGAGAUACAGGAGGAACCAAAGAAAGUCAAAAGUGCCCUAAAUCAUAACUCAAGCAAGCUGAAUGAGAAGACCAAGAAAGGGUCCCUGUCUCCCAAAAGUGAGAGUCCUUUGCAGGCCCUGAACCCAGAGGACACAAAGAAAGACUUAAAUGAGUAUACUGCUGCAAAGGCCUCUCUACUCCAAACUUUCACGGAGACAUGCAACCGUUACAUCAUCCCAUGCUUUAUUUCUAAUGGAGACAUUACACACCAAAAGGAGACAGGGGAACCCUUAUACAGUCCAUAUAACACACUGUACCUGGAGCUGCAUUGCCCAGCUGUUCGACCCAUGCUGAUGGUCAUAUCUGACAGCGGUGAAACGACUAUCAACUUCAACCAGGUGGCAUUAGGUCAGAAGGUUUUGAAAAAAGUGACAGUACAGAACAUUUGUUCAGAGUUUGUGAAGCUGACGUCUUCACUGCUGGACAUAAACGGACCAUUUGCUGUGUUGAAUGCGAUGAGAGGAGUCAGGCCUGGAGAGACACACACACUUGUGCUGGCUUUUACACCAGCUUUAAGCAAAAAGUAUCGUGAAAUACUGGAGGUGAGCUGCAGUACAAUGACUCUGGAGUUCACGCUUUGUGGAGAAGGCAUCCAGCCUCUCGUCACUUGCACACAUGAGGGACCAGUCCUGGACUUUGGAUAUGUGCUGGAAAAACAGAGCUCUAGCCAAGUGCUUACGCUUCAAAACUCAUCCGAUCUGCUUGUACAGUUUAGAGUGUUGUUGGACAGCCUCAGUUUCCCCAAACACAAAGACACACGCUUGUUUCCAUCAUUUCUUUCUGAGUAUUCCACACCAUGCACAACUCUGGGCACUCAGAAUUACAGCGGUCAGAGUGUGUUUAGUGUGUCACCCACAGAGGGCAUCAUCGCCCCCGGUAAAGUUCAGGACAUCGCUGUAAUGUUUCAACCUGAUCAUGAGAGUCUACAUUACCGAGAUGCACUCCGUAUACAACUUAUGAACCAACAAACAGUGUGCAAUCUGGAGUUGCGCGGUGCAGCACGGUGCCACAAUAUGUUUGUGUGUGGUGGUGAUCCAUUAGACCUGUGCUCUGAAUCACUCAUCCAUCCAAAUAUAUACAGUGCAGACAAGACAGAACACGCAGAGAGGGAGAAGUUGCCCACACCCCUGUUGCUGACUCUAAGGAGUGUGUAUCGUGAGGGCCAGGUGACAGCCGCAGUGCGGGAGUUAGAGGUGGGCUGUAUCCACAGCUCACAACCACAAAACAAGAAGAAUGGGGAGUUUUUGUGGGAGAACCUAACUGGUCUUCAGCAGCAUGGGUUCAGUGUGGACCCCACUAAAGGAAGUGUAGAUGCAGGUCACAGACGCAUCAUCACUGUCACUUGGACACCUCCUAUUGGACACAUGCCCAACAAGGUGGUACAGAUGUGUGUUCCACUGAUACUGAAAGGAGAUGAAACUGAGGUGUACAGUGUCACUCUCCUGGCCUACACGUCCGAGCACACUGAUUCUGGAUAAGACUUCAGUCAAAUAUAAAUCAUAAACCUUCCUUGUUUUGGUUAUUGUUAUAUAUCAUUAAAGAUGUUCAGUUUGUUAUUAUAUAUACGUAUAUACUGUAUAUAAACUGGCCAACCAAAAAAAAAGUUACACACUCCAAGGUGACCAAAUGUUUCCUCAUGCUCCCAGAACCACACUUUCACAUUUUGUGUCUUGAAAUGUACCCGUGCCAUCAGGAAAGAAAAAGUUUAUUGAUGUGAUAACCUGGUCAUUCAGUACAUUAGGGUCGUCAGCUGACUUUGUUUUAUUGCCAGAUAACGUUGCUGAGACUAGCCCUGACCAACUGCCUCCAGAGGGUUGUACAGUAGGCACUGUGCUUGAUGGGUGCAUAGCUUCAUGUGUUCCCUUCUUAACCCCGAUACACCCAUCACACUGGAAUAUGGUCAGUUUGGACCCAUUAGACCUCAUAACUUUUUUUGGUCCAAAAU
Molecule: messenger RNA, 5478 nt
Organism: Clarias gariepinus (North African catfish)
Lineage: Eukaryota; Metazoa; Chordata; Actinopteri; Siluriformes; Clariidae
Gene: cfap74
Product: cilia and flagella associated protein 74
Exons: 39
Coding region: 53-5011 (1652 amino acids)
Source: RefSeq, a predicted model, not a curated record